Messenger RNA from Aspergillus nomiae NRRL 13137, 915 nucleotides. RefSeq names its product flavin reductase family protein. The transcript has 2 exons. The coding region runs from base 1 to 915 and encodes 304 amino acids. Gene Ontology annotation, molecular function: FMN binding. The record is from RefSeq and is a predicted model, not a curated record. NCBI's taxonomy places the organism in Eukaryota, Fungi, Ascomycota, Eurotiomycetes, Eurotiales, Aspergillaceae.
AUGCAGCGCACUGUUGUGAGAAGCACCUUGCGUUUUUCGACUAGCCAUCUCUAUAAGCAGUUUGGAAGCGGAAAUAGCCUGCACGGUGUCAAGCCUUGGUACAAUCGUUCACUCAGCAUGACUUCGGCAUUUUUUAAAGCGGGUGACGACUUUGAGAAGGUUCAAGCUGCUCGGCCGGAUUUUACACGUGACGCAGAGGUCACUUUCUCAAAGCCCCCUAAGCCAGACUGGAAACAGGGCGAGGGUGCGAAUGAUGGCGGCGAAAGUUUGAAGAAGAAUCAUGUCGAGAUCGACCCUCAUGAGGAAGGAAGGCCGGUUUCAUCUAACUACAAGAUCUUAAUCUCGGGGAUGGUUCCUAGACCCAUAGCACUCAUCAGUACCAAGUCGAAGGAUGGAAAGUCUGCCAACUUGGCGCCUUUCAGUUACUCACAGGUCGUUAAUCAUGACCCUCCUCUCUUUGUCGUCGGCUUUGUUGGAUCGCUUGAGAAAGCCAAAGACACGCUGAAGAACCUGGCCGAGACAGAAGAAUGCGUCAUUAACAUUAUCUCUGAACAUUUCGUGGAGGCAGCAAAUGCGACCGCCGUCAACGCUCCAUAUGGUGUUUCCGAAUGGGAGAUAUCCGGAUUGCACCAGGCACCUAGUUCGGUGGUCCAGCCAGCCCGCGUGCAGGAAUCAAUUUUAUCUAUCGAAGGCAAACUCGUUGAAACCAAAGAAUUUGAAAGCAGAACGACUCCCGGAAAGAAGACUGGAGUAUUGGCCAUCAUUGAGGGUGUCCGAUUCUGGGCGAGAGAGGAUGCCAUCAAUGAGGAUCGAAGCGUGAUUGACCUUAAGGUCUUGAAGCCCAUCAGUCGGCUAGGGGGGAUACAGUACGGGCGAACUACCGAUGCGAUCGAGAUACCUAGACCACAAUUCUAA